AUGUCAAUAUUACCGCCAAUAAAUUUUCCAAAAUGGCUUGAAGAGAAUUUAGACAAAUUACAACCGCCGGUGAAUAAUUUUCUAUUGCAAAAAGGAGAUUUUAUUAUUAUGAUUGUGGGAGGACCUAAUGCUCGUACAGAUUAUCACGAAUGGUUUUAUCAAUAUAAAGGGGAUAUGGUUCUUAAGAUAGUUGAUGGUGAAGAGUUUAAAGAUAUCUCUAUUAAGGAAGGAGAUAUGUUUUUGUUACCUGGUAAUACACCACAUAAUCCUGUCCGUUUUGCUAAUACAAUUGGAAUUGUUAUUGAACGAAAUCGUAGACCUGAGGAAAUUGAUCGUCUUCGAUGGUAUUGUGAUAAUUGUAAAGGAAUAGUUUAUGAAGAAUCAUUUCAUUGUUUUGAUUUGGGAACUCAAUUGAAACCAAUUAUUCAAAAGUAUGCCGCAGAGGAAAAAUUACGAACGUGCAAAUCUUGCGGUCACGUAAAUAAAGCGAAAUAA
This is a messenger RNA of Diversispora eburnea, 495 nucleotides long. The record is from the annotation of a GenBank genome assembly. Lineage: Eukaryota; Fungi; Glomeromycota; Glomeromycetes; Diversisporales; Diversisporaceae.